AUGAAGCUGUUCAUUAGGAAAGAGCCAAGGGCUCUAGCCCUUCAGUCCAAUGGCUAUGACCUCGUUUUUGAGAAUUCUCCUAAGCCCUCCCCCCAGCAAGAUAGCAAAGUUUCCCAACCAACGGCUGUGGUUGCUAACGUUCCUAAUGGUACUUUAGGUGAACGUGGUUUUGUUGAGAUUACAAACUCCUUAUUUGAAGGUCUUUUGGGUCUCAUAAAUUUGAAUAAUCACCUUUUCGUUGGCCUUAUAACAAAUGUGCAGAAAAUCGGUUUCCCAAGAUGGGUACUUCAUAAAGGCGGCCAAAUUGAAUGCAAAGAAAACAUAUUUCAAAUUAUUAACGUUGAUUUCUAUUGCUUGGACAGUGAUGCAUUUGACCCAAUGUUCACUGAUUUAUCUGAGCAAGGCUACGAAAGACUUCUGAAUGAACACCCCUGCGGGGAUCUGAAGAAACUAUUCAGUGAUGGAUCAUUUUACUAUUCUAGAGACUUUGAUAUUUCUAAUAUUCUGCAGGAGCGUGGUCUUUUUAAUCGAAUGGACUAUACAAUUGACAACCAAGACAAAAAGUUUAUCUGGAAUACAAAUUUUAUUUCUGAAAUAGUUCAAUUGAGAAACAGAAUCACCAUCGAAGAAAAACCAUUGUUCGAUGGCGGUACUUUUCUAACUUUCGUCAUUAGAGGUUUUUGUAAAACUACUAUGACCAGUAAUCUCGACUCACCAACAUCUUUGACAAUCAUUUCUAAAAUAUCGACCGAAAAUAAAGAGAAUAUGUUCGAUUUGCAGGGAAUAGACAAACAUGGCAAUGUGGCAAAUUUUAUUGAGACGGAAAUUAUUGUCACUACUGAGCAAUAUAUUUUUGGUUAUACGCAGACAAGGGGUAAUGUUCCUUUGAGUUGGGAGGUUACAGAGGGCCAAUUACUUCACAGUAAGAAGAUAAAGUUGACUCAAGAUCCAGCUUUCUUCCAAGCCGCUUUUGAUAAGCAUUUCGAUGAUUUGGCAUCGAAAUAUGGUGUUGUAAGUAUCCUGAACCUCGUCAAGCCGAAAAGUGAAUCGCAAGAGAUACUUAGUUCGGCCUAUCAAGCAUGCGCUGAGAAUAAAAAUAUCAAAAUAACGAAUGUGGAAUACAGCUCCGACUUACUAACAAAAUCAUCUCAUAAAUUACUGUAUAUUUUGAAACAGGAUAUUUACGAAUUUGGCGCGUUUGUUUACGAUAUCUCCAAGGGAAUAUAUGUUGGAAAACAAACCGGGUGUUUAAGAAUCAGUGCAUUUGACUCAAUUGAACGCCCUAAUCUUGUGGAAAAGUGCGUCAGCAGAGAAGUUAUAGAGUUAACGACAGCAGAACUUGAAGGAUUUGAGAUAUCGACAGAUUUUGUGAACGCGCAUGAAAAACUGUGGUCAGAUAACAACUUUUGGCUAGAUCGCAUAUACAAUAAGAAUUACAAAAAUCUCAGCAAAUAUAAAAAGGUUUAUUGGAAACUUUUCAGUUCCAGCUGCAAAGUGAAUCUGUAUGAUCCUCUUCAUGCCUACAUUUCUAGGUGUAUGAAAAAAAUGAAGAAAGACUUCACUUAUGAAAAGGAUAUAACUAUAUUUGCUGGCACUUUCAAUGUCAAUGGUAAAAUUUGCGCGGAAGAUAUUAGCGACUGGCUUUUUCCUGGGAAUUCAUGUCUGAAUGAUACGGCUGAUGUUUAUGCCAUUGGUCUUGAAGAAGUGGUAGAAUUGACACCGGGCCAUAUGCUUUCGACCGAUCCGUACGCCAAACAAUACUGGGAAAAGAAAAUCCUUCAAAGUCUGAACACUCGUGGAUCACAGAAAUAUAUUCACGUGUGGGGCGGUCAGUUGGGUGGCGUUGUGCUACUUCUUUUUAUCCGUGAAGUGGAAUACUCAAAAGUGAAACAUUUGGAGGGAGAUGUCAAAAAAACGGGCUUUGGAGGUAUGUCUGCAAAUAAAGGAGCUGUUGCAGUCAGAUUUACUUAUUCGACAACAAAAUUUUGUCUACUUGUGUCACAUCUAGCGGCAGGCUUGGAAAACGUUGAACAAAGGCAUAAUGACUACAAAACUAUCGUCAAAAAUAUCAGGUUUGCCAAAAAUUUGGGUAUUAAAGAUCAUGACGUGAUAAUAUGGAUGGGUGAUUUCAAUUAUAGAAUUCUACUUUCCAACGAGGAAGUAAGAAAGUGCAUUAAGAAUAGAGACUAUGCUAAGUUAUUUGAGAAAGAUCAACUAAAUCAGCAAAUGAUCGCUGGCGAGUCAUUUCCCUACUAUAAUGAGAUGGAAAUAGAUUUUCCACCUACUUACAAAUUUGAUCCGGGAACGAAAACCUAUGAUACAAGUGAGAAAAUGAGAAUCCCCGCAUGGACUGAUCGAAUCUUGAGCAGGGGUGAUGCGCUGAAGCAAAUGAGCUACGGGUCGGCCCAGAACUUGAUUUUUUCUGAUCAUAGACCAGUUUUUGCAACAUUCAAAUCGUUGGUUACUGUUGUAGACGAGAAACGGAAGGCUGAGAUAGCAUCCGAUAUCUACGAAAAAUUGACAGAGGAGAUGGCAAAUCUAACCGAAGAAGAGCGAUACAUUCUGCUAAACAAAAGCGACAUAAACAUAGAGAAGGAAGAUGUUGUGCAACCAAUUCUUCCCGAGUUGAAGAAGGGCAAAAAACUCCCCCCUCCAAGCUCUGAUACAAGGAAAUGGUGGAUUGGAAAUUCAAAGCAGGUAAAAGUACUAUUGGAUGUUGAUGCAACCAAGUACAUGAUAAAUCCCAGAAGACAGGUAAAUCCUUUUAUCCGCGACGACAAGGAACCCUUUUUUGUACUCAGAAACUCUGAAUAA
Molecule: messenger RNA, 2814 nt
Organism: Lachancea fermentati
Lineage: Eukaryota; Fungi; Ascomycota; Saccharomycetes; Saccharomycetales; Saccharomycetaceae
Source: the annotation of a GenBank genome assembly